CUCAUAAUCACAACGAAUCUUAAGCAAUCCAUUUAUUAUAAUGGACGAAAAAGACCACACCGUGUCUGAACAAUCAAACGCACCUGGUAUCGAAGCGGAGCGCGCGCGUCUGCGUCGCAACCAGCGAAACUCGAGGGCGAGGAAGCAGGCCUAUAUCCAAAAUCUCGAAAAGCAAUGGAAUGAAUGUAUGCGUUUAGGGGCUCAAGCCACUAUCGAGAUGCAAAAGGAAGCUCAGAGGGUUCAAGAAGAAAACCGACUCCUCCGAACUUUGCUACAUGAUCAAGGCUUCGACGAUGUGGCAAUCCAGCGUGUCAUUGAUGCUGCGAAGCUCGCAAAUGGAAGCACGAAUCAGAUGCAGAACUCGCGAGAUAGCUUAAAGACUGGUGGUGCAUCAUCCAAUUGCAAUUUCUCGCCUAUUCCAUGUCUACCGGCGCUGUCUCGGACGGAAAGACCACAGCUCUCGGAGGACCGAGAGGAUAGAUCCCAGCCGCCCCCGGUCCCACAUAAUUAUGUAGCGGAUCUCUUCAAUCCAGAUGAUGUCUUUAAUACCGAAAUCAAUAUAAACGAUCAAACGUACCAGAAUUAUCUCGAUUUCACAGAGAUAUUAUCUGACGAAUCUAUGAACUUCCCUGAUCUCUAUAACCCCGCGUUUCCAUUACAAGAUGAGUACCCGACGAAUGGUUCAAAGCAGGCGAGCGGGUAGUCAGCCAAACCCCCUGGAAAUGUUCCAUCGUACAUAGCCUCGAUCAUUCAAGGGCGCUACAUAGCCUCCAAACUCGCCAACUUUCUAACUAAUCGACAACAUACGAUUCUUCAUCAAUUGAAUCUAACGGUGCCUUGUGUGGCUUCCACCCCAUGCCCGCUUCAGUUAAAAAAGGAGCUCAGUCUAUCCUAAAUAUGCCUUGUGCUCCUGGGCACAGCCUCACCACAAUUCGUCGCCUCUUCUCCAGACAAUUGGCUUGGUUGAGUUAGCAUAUAAAUACCAGCCGGUGUAUC
Daldinia vernicosa is the source of this 996-nucleotide messenger RNA. RefSeq lists its product as uncharacterized. Bases 41 to 703 code for a protein of 220 amino acids. The record is from RefSeq and is a predicted model, not a curated record. NCBI's taxonomy places the organism in Eukaryota, Fungi, Ascomycota, Sordariomycetes, Xylariales, Hypoxylaceae. The transcript has 4 exons.